AUGUUACGGUCUCUCCCUCUGCUACUCCUCCACUCCGCGCUCUCCUCCAAGCCGACCCCAUCUAGGCUGCUCUCUUCCGCCGCCGCCGCCACCACCACCGGGCGCACCGUUGCACGAAGCGGCGGCACCUAUGGGACCGUCUCAGCCGUGCUGGAGAUCGUGGGACCCAUCGAGCUCCUCUUCCCGUCCUCCGAGGCGCGCCUCUACGUGCGCCUGCUGCGCCGCUGCGCGCUCGACGCGCUCGCCGCCGGCGCUGCCGGCGCCGUCCACGGGCACGUCCUCAAGCGCGGCUUCGCCCCCGACACGCUCGUCGCCAACGUCCUCAUCGACACCUACGCCAAGGGCGGCUCCCUGGCGGCCUGCCGCCGGCUGUUCGACGAAAUGCCGCACAGGGACGUCGCGUCCUGGUGCACCGCCAUCUCCGCGCACGCCAGCAGGGGCCUCUGGGUCGAGGCCAUCGCGAUGUUCAAGGGGCUCUUGUCCUCCGAGGUGAAGCCAAACCGGUUCGUCAUAUCGUCCGUGCUCAACGCAUGCGCCAGGUCCGGUGUCCUGGAGCUGGGGCUCGUGGUGCAUGGGCUGGUGAUCAAGUCAGGUCUAGGUGUUGAUAGGUUCGUGGAGGUUGGGUUCGUCGAUAUGUACGCCAAAUGUGGCAAUGUGGGCUGUUCUCUUAGGUUCUUCAGUGAAAUCCCGGUGAAGAGCUCGGUUGCUUGGAAUGCAAUGAUUUCAGGUUUUGUUCAGAAUGGAUGUGUUGUGGAGGCUGCGGAGCUCUACAGGGAUAUGCAUAGAGUUGGGAUUGCAAUGGACGUGGUGUCGCUGAGGUUAGCUGCAUCGGUCGCUGCUACUCUGGAAAUGUUUGAGCUAUGUAGGAGCAUUCAUGUUUAUGCACUUAAAGUGGGGCUGGGAAGAGAUUGUUUUGUUGUGUCUGAGCUGGUCAAGUCAGCCGGGAGGGUAGGUGAUACUCAGUACAUUGGAGGGCUUGUUGCUGCAGUUAGAAGGCGUGAGGCGUCUUUGUAUGCUUUGGCUGUAGCAGGCUAUCACUCAAACGGUUGUCAGGAGGAAGCAGUGAAACUUGCAGAACAUCUUCUUUCUUCAGGUCUCAGUUUAAGGGAAGGAGAUGUGGUCACUGUGUUAGAUGUUUGUCAUGUCGAGGAGGAAGUUCAACAGGUACAUGCUUAUGCACUGAAAUCUGGAAGCUUCUCGUACAUAAAUGUAAGUAAUGCUCUUAUAUCGGUGUACUCUGAACUUGGAUCGCUGGUGCACGCUGAAGCAAUAUUCAGAACCGCACACUCGCGAGAUGUUGUAUCGUGGGCUGCAAUCAUGGCAGGCUGUGCCAAGAACCUCCAAUUUGAAAAGGCAUUUGGUUAUUUCGGAGGGUUAAGAAACUCUGGAGCACCAUUAGAUCAGCACUGUAUUGCUACUAUCACAAAUAUAUGCACCGGACUUCAAGACAUUGAUAAGGGACAGCAGAUUCACACUCUAGCCCUUAAAGUUGGCAUAUUGGCUGUUGACUUCAUUAGCGCAUCCCUAGUAAACAUGUAUGCAAAAUGCUAUCACAUGGACUGUGCUGCUGAGUUAUUCUCCCGCACAUUGUUUCCGAGAAAUCUUGUUGUAACUAAUGCGAUGCUGACCGGGUAUUGCUGGAAUUUCCUGCCAGAGAAAGCUCUUCUGCUCUUUUGCAGCGAAUAUCAUUCUGGUCUGCGUCCUGAUCAUUUCACUUGCUCAACUGUUCUACGUGCAUGUUCCGAUAUUGGUGCAAAGGAGGCUGGUGAACAGAUUCAUGGCUAUCUUAUCAAGUCUGGUUCUGAAUACAUGGAUGUGGUUGUUGGAAAUGCGAUCAUAGACCUUUAUGUGAAGUGUGGACACAUUGCCAGUGCUUGCAGAUUUUUCCAUAGCAUGCGAAGUUGGAGCAUUAAUUCAUAUGCAAUGUUAAUGUUGGGUUAUCUUCAGAACAGAUGCAGUGAUGAAGCUCUUCAACUUUUCUCCAAAAUGCAGCACAGUGGCUUGCGCGCAAAUCGUGUUACCUUUGCAAGAAUUUUACGGGGAUGUGCUGACCUAUGUGCCAUUAAUUUGGGAAGACAACUGCAUGCUUCCAUUAUAAAAAUGGGUUUGAUUUCUGAUGUAUACGUUGCAAAUGCACUUGUGGGAAUGUACAAAAGAUCUGACAGUUUGAUGGAACCAAUAAGAGACUCUCCUGAAAUUUCGGCUGGAAAUGGUUUGGAGCUGAAUAUUACAGAUAACUGCUAUUCCGAACAGAGGGAUGGAAAUCGCAAUCUUGAAGAAAUUGGACUGUUUACAUUGGAAGAAGAGAAAGAUCAUGAAACUUCUGCUCAUGCGCGGAAGAUUUCCAUUGGUGCUGCUUCUCAAUUCUAUGAAACCCCAGUUCCCAUCCAGAUGCUUGGACAUGAACUUAGGAUCAACACUAUAUCAGGGAAUGGGAGGAAUGAUAAGUGCAGUAAAAGCAAGGUUUUCCUCGGUACAGGAUAUCAGGGAAACAGAGGAGGGUCCCUUAAGCUGUUUAACUUGUUACAGGCGGACAGCACUGGACCUGACCAAUUCGUCCUAGUUGUCUUCAUUGAUAAUAGCCUUCUAAAGAUAAAGGAUACAAGAUUUGUUAAUCUGGAACUUAUGAGAAGAUCUGGUGUGGCACCUGCACUUGGCUUUCCUCCUUGACAAAUUAUUGUGCACUACAAAAACUCUAUACUGGGCCUGUCAUUUCUCAUGCAGCAAAGAUGAAUCAUCAUGUUGGCAUAUCAGAAAGGCUUGCAAGGAAAACAAAAUCUGAAUUGGGUUCGAAGUUCAUGCAUCAUUGACUCAGAUCCACAUCAUGCCUAUUUACUUCUCAUGAUGCACCCUAGUACCAUGGCAGUGGCAACCCCUUUGCAUUUCCAUGGAAGAUGUGCACCAAGUUUAGGCAAACCAAAUGCUGCUUUGAAGUUCUCCAACAGUUGAAGAUCAAGCACGUCGAACAGGCAUUUUUGUUCAUGCAAAGCACAACACCCCUCCCUAGCACUGCUGAGAGAGUAGGCUUGGGAAAAUCAGCUUGAGCUUUUUAUCAUUACUGUGAGAUAGCAGCACCAGACUUGCAUGAGAAGAUUGUUACAGCAGACGUAACAAAAUCCUCUAAUGUUUUGCCUUUUUGUUAUGCUUACUCCUAGCCAUCAUCUGCAAACUCAGCAACAUCAGUGAGAUUGCCUGCAAGAAGAUAACCACAGGCAAGCAGUGCCGUCUGGUGUAACAUCACUCUUACUUUGUUCUCUCUGUCUGAAGCAAUCACUAUUAAAGUUUUUGCCCCUUAUAUCAUCUAACCGUCACACACCUCAGUUUUUGGUUGGUGCUAUAAUGAAUAUACUAGUACUGACUUGAGGCCAUUAGUUUUUGGUUGGUGCUAUAAUGGAAUAUACAUACUAAGGCCAUUAGUAACUGCAUGUGCCAUUUGUGUAGAGCAUGAGCUCAUGAGCUGCUGAUACAGUGAGACCGGUAUGUUUUACCUUAUCAUACUGGAUUCAAUUUUCCUGUUCAGCAACAAGAAAUGCUUCAGUAAUUGAUUUUGAGGAAUAAUGUGAGGCAGGCCCCAAAAGUAACUUUGUAUUGUGAAAGAGGAAAUAUGUACUAGGGAAAAAAGAGAGGGAAAUAUACAAGCGGAUGCGUGGAGGAGAUAAAGCUAUACAGGUCUAAGACAAGCUAUAGAAGGGACUUGACCUGAACGGGAAUAAGUCAGCUCUAUGAGGGUUCAUUGUAUAAGCAAGGAGGAGGCAUUCCUUCUUGAAAAGGUGAAACCAGGGCUUGUUUUCCUGACACCAUUCUUAUGGCGCCAAUCACCUAGCUGAUAGUAUUCUUCAUAGCAAGUUCAUCAACAUAGAAAGCAAGUAGCUCCUUGAGGAGGACAUGCUUGCCCUGCUCCAGCCCAAAAGCUUAUCGAUCGGCUGCAUUAAGAACAACAAAACCGAAGAAUAUUGGGACAACUUCUGUCAUGGCAUAUCCACGUAAAGCUGUUGUGUGAUUGUUCUGUUCCAUGUUAUACAUGAGCAACUAGUUUUGUUCUUAAGUCAAUCGAUUUUGUUUUGAUUUUGCAUGUGACUAUCGCACAUGACAUAGUGAUGAAGCCAUAUGGAGAAUCAGUGUUUCUUUUCUUCCAGGAAACACGCCACUUCUACCCUUGUA
This is a messenger RNA of Lolium rigidum, 4161 nucleotides long. RefSeq names its product putative pentatricopeptide repeat-containing protein At3g25970. NCBI's taxonomy places the organism in Eukaryota, Viridiplantae, Streptophyta, Magnoliopsida, Poales, Poaceae. Gene Ontology annotation, biological process: RNA modification. The record is from RefSeq and is a predicted model, not a curated record. Gene Ontology annotation, molecular function: RNA binding; protein binding. The coding region runs from base 1 to 2670 and encodes 889 amino acids. The transcript has 5 exons.